Messenger RNA from Parnassius mnemosyne (clouded apollo), 642 nucleotides. NCBI's taxonomy places the organism in Eukaryota, Metazoa, Arthropoda, Insecta, Lepidoptera, Papilionidae. The record is from the annotation of a GenBank genome assembly.
AUGUCAUUAAAGGCAUAUGAAGAUGCUUGUAUUAGAGCAGAAUUGUUUGGUCAGCCUUUACCAAAUAGAGAAGAAUUUUUGGAAAAGCACAGAUAUUUGGAUGUUGUUGAAUUCGAAGAAGUGGAUAUAAGAACAGCUGAGAAUACCGCAAUCUUAAACGAUGAUUUAAAACAAGCUAGCAGUGGACUGAAUGAGCUGAACACAAUUUUAUCUUCGACUCAAACUAAAAUCAAUCGCUUAAAGGGUGUAUGCGGUAGCCUGACAAAUUUUUUUAGAAUAAAACUAACGUCAAAAGACAAUUUAUCUUAUUCUAGUGAGCCAAGUUAUAUCGGUCAAACGAAUUACGACAAAGAUUAUGUUCCUCCUAAAAAUUCUGAAAUAGGUUCUAUCAACACAGGCCUCGGAGCCAACGACACUGAGUUCACUCCCCGUGCGAGUGAACCGAAACAAAAUGGAGGCGACAUUAAUUCAGCACUUGAUGAUUUAGAAACUAUGCAGAGAGUCGAAAGAACUCCUAUAAUUAAGAUUGAUAAACAGAUAACGUCUCAAAAUAGUAAGUUAGACAAUUUGAUUAUGAAGGCGGAGAGAGCCGAAUCGUCGUUGCAACAUCAAAACAAACAAUUGAGAGGUUUUCUACGAUAA